AUGGAAUCGGAAACGGCCACGCCCCCGGUCCACACGGCUGCUAUGGAGGCGAAGGGGAUGCUUCACAACGCUACCAACGAGUUGUUGAACGCAGUAGCCGAUCAACUUUACUACGGAGAGCUCGAUACGAUCCGCCGGGAGCAGCCUCUCUUUGACCCUGGCAAAUUCCGCAUACUGAAACUGGGUCUGUAUGACCGGGACGACACGGCUGAGCAGCCCCGAGACCAUCCCGGGGGAUCGAAUCCGCCGACGGCUUCCAUAAACAUCAACAUGCGCGGUGGCGCCGCCCCAAGCGAAUCGCCGCUGUUUACGAAUCGCGAAGGCAGCCCAGCCCGGCUUUCCCCGUUCCUAAUACGUGUUCUGGCAAAAGCGGUUUCGAUUGAUAUCCUUGACGACAGCGACGGCGAUGAGGCACAGGCAGCGGUAAUUCCGGUCCCGGGGCCGCUCUCCAAGAUGCGGUUGGACAUCCCCGGAGUCCGGCAGCUCAUCGGAUACAAGCGCCCCUUGGAGGAAGAGUUCCCCGAAGAGCUCGAAGUAGCAAAAGCCGAUUUCCUAACGACUGGGUAUGGGCACAUGGACCAGGAGAGCAUGCUUCAGGGGCCAGAUUGGUUAGGUUACUUGCGCAAUUACGGAACCAAGUCCGUGCCAAUCCUGUUCAAGGGCUUUCCUCUAGUCGAAGAUGUGGUGUUUGUAAAACAUCCAAACUAUUGGCAGAGGCUCGAAGUUCAUCGGAAGCUCGUGGCGAGUGGGCAGUGUUACUGGUUGGCCAUUGCCCUUCUGGUCUACGGCAACGCGAGCUUCUGGCUUCGUGUGAAGGCGGAGCAUCUCAAUUACGCGGAGAAGGUCUUGGGGAACCCCAAGCACCCUCGACACGCGUUUUAUUCGAGGGAGAAUCAAGGUUUCAUGGCGACAAAGGCGACAGGGCCCACGGAAAAAGGAGGCACAUGCCGCUCAUGGCCCGGCGUUGCCAAUCUAUGGGAGAGGCUGCACAUACCGGGGUGCUGGACGAGCGAGGACAUGUGUCAGCUCACGGCGGAUGUGUACGGCGUCUUCUUGGUGCUGUACAAGUUCGAUUCAUCUACGAAUCCUCGGUGGAAGAACAAGGUUUACGACAUGAAAACGUACGGCGCGUACAACAGCCGGCACAUCUUCUUGUGUUACACGGGCGAGAACCAUUACCAGCCCAUGGUACCCAACGAAUUCUACGCUUCCGAGUUCAGGCUACCCCGUUUGACGCUACAGAAUACCUUCGACGAGUACCGGUUGUUAACUCGCCCGCACCGCCGUCCCCGCGAUGGCCCGUGGCAUCACUGGCGAGGGCAGGCCCAAGUUGCACCAUCGCCAUUGGCGCUACCGGGAUACAAGCCAGAGCAUUUGGCGCGGGCUGUCGGGUACGAUCCUGAUGCAAACGAGCCCCUGCCCGAAUCCCAGGCCCAGCCCCCACCGCAGCCGCGAACUCGAUCACCACCCCAGCUGGGUAUUGAAUCCGCAAAUGCGGAAAGGGUGGAAGCAGCUCUCCUCACAAACCCAGAGUUAUUGAUGUCACCCAAGGUUGCUCGGGAGGUCGUCUCUCUCAUGACCGCCGAGACAUCCGGAGGCUUGCCGGCCAGGCCUCCUACACAAGCCGACGCGCAAGCCGCGAGACAAGCCAUCCGUCUCUUAUCCCAGUACAUCGACAGGACCAGCGGCUCGCACGUCACCCAAUCUGGUCGCCACCCCCUCCCUUCCAGUAACCCCUCCACCGCGCCCACUCCACGCGACAAAGGCAAACGGCCGGCCACCGACCCGGCAGGGCCCUCCCCGUCGCCCAAGCGGCUCCGAACAUCUCCAGGGCCACCAGCACCAGCACCGCCUUCAUCAUCCCGCUUCCGCACGCCACCAUCACCCGGGACUCGGACCCGUUCCUUCAAACCCAUCAACUCCCGCCGCCAACCCACCGCAGCCCCCUACGCCCACCCCAAAGCAGAAAGCAGCCGUAAUACCCUUGCACGAUCUCCUCACACCGCCAUCCAACCCCCCAACGCCAAAGCAGCAACAGCUAGCACCCACACCCAGCCCCAACCGGCACCCAAACCCGUAUCCCAACCCGUAUCCCAACCCGCACACCAACCCGCACCCCAAUCCCAACCCGCCAACAACCCCAACGACCCCAACGACAACACCCCCUUCUACCGCCCCGGCACCAAAUCCCUCCUCACCAAAACCCGCAUCCACCGCCUCCGCGGGUGGAUCAGAACCCUCGGCCUAGCCGACCCACACGAAAACCUGAUCGAGUUGAAGAAAGAGCUGCUUGUCAACAGACUGCUGGCGGCGGGUGUGGAGGUGCUGAUGGAGCGGGCGGUGGCUGGGGGUGCGAGCGUUAUUGUUGAGGAGGAUAGGGAAGGGGGGGAGGGGGUUGUGAGGAUUCUGGGGGGGAAGGGGGAGGGGAAGGUGGAGGUGGGGGGUGGGGAGGGGAGUGGUGUGGAGGGGAAGGGGGAUGAAGAUGGGGAUGGGGUGGAGGGGGAGAUGGAGUGGGACACGGAGUCGGAAAGGGGGCUUGAGGCGGAAUUCGUGCCGGCGGUUAAGGGGGGGCCGUACACGGGGCGGGAGGUGAAGGUGGAUGGUGAGGAGGUUGAAGGGACGGGGGAGGAGGAGGAGGGAGAUGGGGAUGGGGAGGAGGACGAAGACAUGGAGGAGUUUGGGGAGGACUCGGCGGAGCUGGAGGGGGAGUUCUACCCGGAGGUUGAGGGGAAGCCGUACACGGAGCUGGGGAUGAAAGGGGACGGUGAGGAGGGCGAGGUUGAGGAUAUCAUGGAAGGCUGA
Chaetomium fimeti is the source of this 2802-nucleotide messenger RNA. RefSeq lists its product as uncharacterized. The record is from RefSeq and is a predicted model, not a curated record. The transcript is spliced from 2 exons. NCBI's taxonomy places the organism in Eukaryota, Fungi, Ascomycota, Sordariomycetes, Sordariales, Chaetomiaceae. The coding region runs from base 1 to 2802 and encodes 933 amino acids.